Messenger RNA from Cloeon dipterum, 991 nucleotides. It is a transcript of the gene scu, whose product is annotated as scully. The coding region runs from base 144 to 911 and encodes 255 amino acids. The transcript is spliced from 4 exons. Gene Ontology annotation, cellular component: mitochondrion. The record is from RefSeq and is a predicted model, not a curated record. NCBI's taxonomy places the organism in Eukaryota, Metazoa, Arthropoda, Insecta, Ephemeroptera, Baetidae. Gene Ontology annotation, biological process: androgen metabolic process; fatty acid metabolic process; estrogen metabolic process. Gene Ontology annotation, molecular function: estradiol 17-beta-dehydrogenase [NAD(P)+] activity.
CGGCUCCUGGCUACGAGGACACGCCCCCUUUCUUGAAAAUUUGCUCUCACAAUCGCACAACACAAUCAGCCUCGCUGCCAGUCUUCAAGUUCAAGUUGACUUUGAUUUUCGCGAGUCACCCGCCUUGUCUCACCUCGUCAAGCAUGUUGAAGAACGUCGUCAGUCUUGUUACCGGGAGCGCCUCGGGUCUCGGACGAGCCACCGCCGAGAGAUUGGUCAAACAAGGAGGAAGAGUUCUCUUGUGUGAUUUGCCAGCAUCAAAAGGGGAAGAGGUUGCUAAGUCUCUAGGAGAAAAUGCUGUUUUUGUACCAACAGACAUCACGUCAGAAAACGACGUCAAUAAUGCCCUUAACGUGUGCAAAGAAAAAUUCGGAGGACUGACCGCUGCAAUUAAUUGUGCGGGAGUUGGAGCCGCUUUCAAGACCUACAAUUUCAACAAAGACCUUCCCCACAAACUUGAGGAUUUUAUUCGCGUUUUAACCAUUAACACCGCUGGCAGCUUCAACGUAAUUCGCCUCUCAGCCGGUCUCAUCGGUAAAAACACACCUGACGAAAACAACCAGAGAGGGGUCAUAGUCAACACAGCCAGCGUGGCAGCGUACGACGGCCAAAUGGGCCAGGCCGCCUACUCUGCCAGUAAAGGCGCCAUUGUGGGCAUGACCUUGCCCAUCGCGCGAGACCUUGCCAGUCAGGGUAUCAGGGUCUGCACGAUUGCUCCAGGUCUGUUCGACACGCCGCUGCUGCAAGCGCUCCCUGACAAGGUGAGGACGUACCUCGCCAAGACAGUACCUUGCCCCCAACGCCUCGGCCACCCUGACGAGUUCGCCAUGUUGGUCGAGUGCGUCAUCUCGAAUCCAAUGCUCAACGGAGAGGUCAUCAGGCUGGACGGAGCCCUCAGAAUGCAACCUUAGGAUUAUUUUUAUGAUCAUAUCGCAUUUUUGCUUCCAUUAAAGUGCUAUUAUAGCAGGUAGUGUCAGCUUGCUAACAAGAA